Messenger RNA from Cyprinodon variegatus (sheepshead minnow), 919 nucleotides. RefSeq names its product calcium/calmodulin-dependent protein kinase kinase 1-like. The record is from RefSeq and is a predicted model, not a curated record. The transcript has 7 exons. Gene Ontology annotation, biological process: positive regulation of protein kinase activity; protein phosphorylation; intracellular signal transduction. The coding region runs from base 290 to 919 and encodes 209 amino acids. Gene Ontology annotation, cellular component: cytoplasm. NCBI's taxonomy places the organism in Eukaryota, Metazoa, Chordata, Actinopteri, Cyprinodontiformes, Cyprinodontidae. Gene Ontology annotation, molecular function: ATP binding; calcium/calmodulin-dependent protein kinase activity; calmodulin binding.
GCGGCGCAGCGGCGCUUCAGGAUCACAGGCGCAGGGGAAAGGGGAGGGGGGGAGCGUGGGCUGCAGUGUCCGUGUUUUCCGGAAGAGAAGGUGUGAAGCAUGGGACACAUCUGCUGCCAGGGGCUGAUCCUGCCUCACACCUAGAAGAUCAUCUGCUCUCAAGCAGUCGGGACAUCUCCUCCUCCCGGCGGAGAGCUGCAGGAUAGCCCGUUUUGGGGUCAUCUGAGGGCCGCGGGCCUGCCCAGGUCACAUUGAUGCUGGUGGUUGCUUCCCCCCUUCACCGGGUGCCAUGGCAAUGAGUAGUGACCCCGGCCAGAGGCUGGACUCUGAGUCCUCCAAGCAAUCUGGUAGUCUCACAGACAUCAUGGCCGCCAUGAAAACAACAGACACUGAAGGAUCAUCUGCCAAUGGCAUAAAGAACGGCAAGGCCCAGCAGGAUGGGAGUCAGAGCAAGAAGGUUCAGGUGCAGCGACCCCACCUGUCUGCGAGGAAGCUGUCCCUUCAGGAGAGGGGCACCUAUCAGUCAGCGGGCCCAGAGGGUGCUUACCCGCACAUUUCCCCUCGUGGUGCUCGCAGACCCACAGUGGAGUCCAAACGGGUGUCCAUAUCAGACUCUCAGGAUUGUAUCCAGCUGAACCAGUAUAAACUGAAGAGUGAAAUUGGAAAGGGUUCCUAUGGAGUGGUCAAGCUCGCCUACAACGAAGAUGAUGACAAACAUUAUGCCAUGAAGGUUUUGUCCAAGAAGAGGUUGAUGAAGCAGUGUGGUUUCCCACGUCGCCCUCCUCCCAGAGGACCCAGGGCAGCCCAAGGAGAGCAACCUAAAGUCUUAGGACCCUUGGAAAGAGUUUACCAAGAGAUUGCCAUUCUGAAAAAGCUGGACCAUGUCAACAUUGUCAAACUGGUGGAGGGGUUGUGUUGA